UUCGGGGCUAGAGCGCCUCCCGUCCGCCAGCCAUCCCAGUCCCCAGCGGCUUCUAUUUCCGGGUGCGGCUCCUGUCAUAAAGCGGGGGCCUCUCUACAAACGUGGAAUCGUGGGUCCUUCGCGCCUCGCCGGGGUCAGCGCGCAAGGACGGUCCUUGGCGGGGGUACUUCGCAGCCAACGGCUAGAGCCGGUCUUCGCGUACCGAUUCCGCACUGGCACCUCUAACCCCUCAGAGCUAGCUGGCUCUUGAGCCCUCACGAGUUAGAGUCCCUGAUUCGCAGCCUCCAGGGCUGCAGCUCCAGAAGAUAUCACUCCUUCGCCCAUCCCUGUCCCCAUAGGCAUGCUCUGCCCUGUGAGGUACAGCAUUUGACAAGUCACCCCUACCCCACACACCACUUCCACCCGCGUCUGCCUUAACUUCGUUCUUAACCUCCUUAGUUUGAGACCCCUCCCUUCUGCCUCCAGAAGAGGUCUUUUUCCCCCACUUCCGUGAAAGAGGAGUUUUGGGUCUCUUGCAGAAAGAUUACCUUUAAGACUGAGCACCUAUUUGAUAACUAAAACAAGUUCAUGCUUACUAAAGAGUUUGUGGGCAAAGUGAAACCCAGUGCACACGGGAAAUUAUGGCUGAGCAUGGGGCUCACAUCACAACUGCUUCUGUGGUGGAUGACCAGCCAUCCAUCUUUGAGGUGGUAGCACAGGAGAGUUUAAUGACAGCAGUGAGACCUGCUCUUCAGCAUGUGGUCAAGGUUCUUGCAGAAUCCAAUCCUGCCCACUAUGGCUUCUUUUGGAGGUGGUUUGAUGAAAUCUUCACCCUGCUAGAUCUUCUGCUCCAGCAGCAUUAUUUGUCCAAAACCAGUGCCUCAUUCUCUGAAAAUUUUUAUGGCUUAAAGCGCAUUGUAAUGGAGGACACACACAAGCUUCAGAGGUUGGCCAGUGCUGGUCUCCCAAAACAGCAGCUUUGGAAGUCAAUUAUGUUCCUGGUUCUUCUUCCCUACCUGAAAGUGAAGCUAGAGAAGCUGGUUUCUAGCCUGAGAGAAGAGGAUGAAUAUUCUAUUCAUCCCCCUUCUUCCCGUUGGAAACAGUUUUAUAGAGCUUUCCUGGCAGCCUACCCAUUUGUUAACAUGGCAUGGGAAGGCUGGUUUUUUGUACAACAACUUCGAUACAUCCUAGGAAAGGCUCAGCAUCACUCACCACUGCUGAGGCUGGCUGGUGUUCGGUUAGGUCGACUUACAGUUCAGGACAUACAAGCUCUGGAGCACAGACCAGCUGAAGUCAGCAUGAUGCAGCAACCAGCCAAGAGUGUUGGUGAGAAGAUAAAGUCAGCUCUGAAGAAAGCUGUGGGAGGUGCUGCCUUAUCCCUCUCUACUGGCCUUUCUGUGGGAGUAUUCUUUCUGCAAUUCCUUGAGUGGUGGUACUCAUCUGAAAAUCAAGAAACCGUCAAAUCGCUGACUGCCCUACCUACUCCGCCACCACCUGUACACCUGGACUACAAUUCUGAUUCUCCUCUGUUACCCAAAAUGAAGACUGUGUGCCCACUGUGUCGUAAAACCCGGGUGAAUGAUACUGUUCUUGCCACCUCUGGCUAUGUGUUUUGUUAUCGCUGUGUGUUUAAUUAUGUCAGGAGUCACCAAGCUUGUCCCAUAACAGGUUAUCCAACAGAGGUACAACAUCUAAUUAAACUGUACUCCCCUGAGAACUGAAACG
Herpailurus yagouaroundi (jaguarundi) is the source of this 1704-nucleotide messenger RNA. RefSeq names its product peroxisomal biogenesis factor 12 (gene PEX12). Bases 621 to 1700 code for a protein of 359 amino acids. Lineage: Eukaryota; Metazoa; Chordata; Mammalia; Carnivora; Felidae. Gene Ontology annotation, cellular component: peroxisomal membrane; peroxisomal importomer complex. The transcript has 3 exons. Gene Ontology annotation, biological process: protein import into peroxisome matrix; protein monoubiquitination. The record is from RefSeq and is a predicted model, not a curated record. Gene Ontology annotation, molecular function: ubiquitin-protein transferase activity; protein binding; zinc ion binding.